This is a messenger RNA of Polypterus senegalus (gray bichir), 2778 nucleotides long. RefSeq names its product excision repair cross-complementation group 2 (gene ercc2). The record is from RefSeq and is a predicted model, not a curated record. Gene Ontology annotation, molecular function: damaged DNA binding; hydrolase activity, acting on acid anhydrides, in phosphorus-containing anhydrides; ATP binding. The coding region runs from base 145 to 2427 and encodes 760 amino acids. Gene Ontology annotation, cellular component: nucleus. Gene Ontology annotation, biological process: nucleotide-excision repair; positive regulation of mitotic recombination; transcription by RNA polymerase II. The transcript has 23 exons. NCBI's taxonomy places the organism in Eukaryota, Metazoa, Chordata, Cladistia, Polypteriformes, Polypteridae.
GUUAGGUUGGACAGUGACAGUCACCCAUGUGAAUGUGCAGAAGUAUCCCCUGCCACAGAAAGUGUGUAGAGUGCGUAGAGAAAGGUUUUUGAAGCUCUACCAUCACGGAGACGUUAUUUUUGCUUAUCACUGCAAGAUAAAGCCAUGAAACUGAAUAUAGAUGGACUUUUGGUCUAUUUUCCUUACGAUUAUAUAUAUCCUGAACAGUAUUCGUAUAUGUUGGAGCUGAAAAGAACUCUGGACGCAAAGGGUCAUGGUGUGCUUGAAAUGCCAUCAGGAACUGGGAAGACCAUCUCACUAUUAUCUCUUAUUGUUGCUUAUCAAAAAGCAUAUCCAUUAGACGUAACAAAGCUGAUCUACUGUUCUCGGACAGUUCCUGAAAUUGAAAAGGUGGUGGAGGAAUUAAAGAAGCUAAUGGAAUUUUAUGAGAAAAUGACUGGAGAAAAACAAAACUUCUUAGCACUUGCACUUUCUUCUAGGAAAAAUCUUUGUGUGCACCCUGAAGUGAGUUCCCUUCGAUUUGGAAAAGAUGUAGAUGGAAAAUGCCACAGUAUGACAGCAUCUUACAUUCGUUCCCGGAAGCAACAAAACCCUGGGGUUCAGUUGUGCCGCUUUUACGAGGAAUUUGAAGCACUGGGUCGGCAAGUUCCGCUUACUGCUGGUAUCUUCAACCUUGAUGAUCUCAAAGCUUUUGGCAGGCAAAAAGGCUGGUGUCCCUAUUUUUUGGCUAGAUAUUCGAUUCUUCAUGCCAAUAUUGUGAUUUAUAGCUACCAUUACCUGUUGGACCCCAAAAUUGCUGACCUUGUGUCCAAAGAGCUGGCAAAAAAGUCAGUUAUCGUAUUUGAUGAGGCCCACAAUAUUGAUAAUGUGUGUAUUGAUUCAAUGAGUGUAAAUAUAACCAGAAGGACUCUGGAUCGCACCCAAAGUAACAUAGAAACUUUGCAGAGUACCAUUCAAAAAAUAAAGGAAACAGAUGCUGCAAAACUCAGAGAAGAGUACAGUCAGUUAGUGCAAGGACUGAAAGAAGCAAAUGUUGCCAGGGAAACCGAUGUAUAUCUCUCUAAUCCAGUGCUACCAGAUGAAAUUCUACAAGAGGCAGUCCCAGGAAGCAUCCGAACAGCAGAGCAUUUUGUUGGGUUUUUAAAACGACUUCUAGAAUACUUGAAGUCUCGACUUCGAAUUCAACAUGUUGUGCAGGAGAGUCCUCCUCAGUUUCUUAAAGACAUCUAUGAGAAAGUGUGCAUUGACCGUAAACCUCUCAGAUUCUGUUCUGAGAGACUACGUUCAUUGUUACGAACUCUAGAAAUAGCUGAUAUUGCUGAUUUUUCAGCAGUUACACUUAUUUCUAAUUUUGCUACUUUGGUCAGCACAUAUAGUAAAGGUUUUACAAUCAUCAUUGAGCCUUUUGAGGACAAAACUCCCACCAUUGCCAAUCCUGUUUUGCAUUUUAGCUGUAUGGAUUCUUCUAUUGCAAUUAAACCAGUAUUUGAACGAUUUCAGUCAGUCGUCAUCACAUCAGGGACGUUAUCACCACUGGAUAUCUAUCCUAAGAUUCUGGACUUCCACCCUGUUACAAUGGCAUCAUUCACAAUGACGUUAGCCAGAACUUGUCUCUGCCCAUUGAUUGUCGGCCGUGGAAAUGAUCAAGUAGCCAUUAGUUCCAAGUUUGAAACUAGGGAGGAUAUUGCUGUGAUCCGUAACUAUGGGAACCUUCUUUCUGAGAUGUCAGCAAUUGUUCCUGAUGGAAUUGUGGCAUUUUUUACCAGUUAUCAGUACAUGGAAAAUAUUGUGGCAUCCUGGUAUGAGCAGGGUAUUCUGGAAAACAUACAGAGGAACAAGUUAAUUUUCAUUGAAACUCAGGAUGCUGCAGAGACUAGCAUGGCGCUUGAGAAAUACCAAGAGGCUUGUGAAAAUGGUCGUGGAGCUAUUCUACUUUCUGUGGCAAGAGGAAAGGUUUCAGAAGGAAUUGAUUUUGUACAUCAUUUUGGAAGAGCAGUGAUAAUGUUUGGAGUACCUUAUGUUUACACACAGAGUCGCAUUUUAAAGGCACGUCUGGAAUAUUUAAGGGAUCAGUUUCAGAUCAGAGAAAAUGAUUUCUUGACGUUUGAUGCUAUGCGUCAUGCUGCUCAAUGUGUAGGAAGGGUAAUUCGUGGAAAGACUGAUUAUGGUCUUAUGAUAUUUGCUGACAAGCGCUAUUCCCGCAGUGAUAAAAGAGGAAAAUUACCGCGCUGGAUUCAGGAACAUAUAAGUGAUGGCAGUUUGAACUUAACCAUUGAUGAGACUGUGCAGCUAUCCAAACACUUCUUAAGAGAAAUGGCACAACCAUUCCGUAAGGAGGAUCAGUUGGGCCUCUCCUUGCUUACUCUGGAACAGUUACAGUCUGAAGAAAUGUUGAAGAAAAUAACACAGAUAGCACACCAGGUGUAAUAUAUCACAGAAAUGUAAAUAUUAAAGAAAAUAUCUAGAGAGACAAGGGCACUUUAAUAGUCUCUGUGUUGAUACAAUAGGUUUGUAAAGAAUGAUACUAUGUCACAAACAUUAAAGCAUGGAGUAACUCGAAUACAAAAGAUGUGAAAUGCUUUAUAGAUAUUUGCACACCAUGUGUGUGUGUUUUUUUAAGUAGUUUCUCUGUUUAACAGUUUAUCACCUUGUGAGUAUGUGUUCAUUUUUUGUUAUAAAAUACACUUUUUAAGGUGGUUUGUCACUUGUUGAAAUCAGGUUACAAAAGUCCAUAAAAUGCUCUAAAUUAUAAUGCAGUUUAACAAUAAAAUUUUUAAU